AAUAAUUAAAAUAAAAAAACAUAAUACAUUAAUAAGCAUUUUCGCUUUAAAGUAGAAAUGAAUAUUUGCAAAAACAGUAAAAUUAACUCAUCAUAAAUCUUUAAAGUCUCUGCUCUUGGCUUAAUAGAUAGAAUAAAAAACCUUGAAUAAUAUGCUAUCUAAGUUAGUAAAAUAGCUUAUUAAGAUGAAAAGAGAGCUUAAAACUUAGAAAACCUCCUCGAUAACUAAGAUAAUCUCGUUUAAGACAUUUACUCAAUUAUCUCUUUGAAAAAUAAAAUCAAGAGAUACAAUGAGGUUGUAGGUGUUUUAAUAAAAAUGAUUACUGAAUAUGAGGAAAUAUGUAUUUCUUACUAAGAACUAUACUAAGAAUAGAAGCAAAUACUCAGUAAGCUUUCUAUAAAUAAGGAAAUAUUUAACAGAUGCAAAAUCUUAUUUGUAUAAAUCUAAAAAUACUUUUUCAAUAGCCAAUCUCUCAUCCAUAUUCUAUAAAAAUAAAUCAUGUGA
This is a messenger RNA of Tetrahymena thermophila SB210, 504 nucleotides long. RefSeq lists its product as hypothetical. NCBI's taxonomy places the organism in Eukaryota, Ciliophora, Oligohymenophorea, Hymenostomatida, Tetrahymenidae. The record is from RefSeq and is a predicted model, not a curated record. The transcript has a single exon.